Molecule: messenger RNA, 1473 nt
Organism: Anoplopoma fimbria (sablefish)
Lineage: Eukaryota; Metazoa; Chordata; Actinopteri; Perciformes; Anoplopomatidae
Gene: emd
Product: emerin
Exons: 7
Coding region: 119-601 (160 amino acids)
Source: RefSeq, a predicted model, not a curated record
GUGCCGAGCUGCGUCGUCCGGAUAUGAGAGGAGUUCUGUUCCACCCUCCGCUGCUGCAGCCCGCCCAGCCUCGUCCCGCUCGCACAGUCUCAACACAGAACUCGGCUGGUUUUCAAAGAUGUCUUUGAGUGAAAAAAGUGAUGAGGAGAUCAGCAAGCUGCUCACUGAGUAUGGCAUCAAACAUGGACCUAUAGUGGACUCCACUCGAAAGCUGUACGAGAAGAAGCUUGAAGUGGCCAUGGAGAACGCUCCGGUGGAACCCUCGUCUGAUAAGACCUACUACAGGGAGGAAGCGGAGGAGAUUACCUACAUCACAUACCACAGUCCGGUCAGACAAGAGCCAGACAUGCUGAAACGAAGAGGCAACGUGGAGCCAGAUGAGGACGAGGAAUCGGACCAAGAAACAGAGCCCCCUGUCCAGACCGCCAACAGAACAGCCAAUCACAGCACAGUACGAUCCAGGGAGCUGGACAGAAAGUCCGGAGGCGGUGCGUGGAAGGUGAUCCGGCUGCUGCUGCUGUUCACCGUGUUAGGGGCUGCCCUCUACUACGCCUACUGCCAUGUGAUGAUAAACGAUGAGAACCCCUUUAAAUUCCAAUGAUCUGAUUGGUUGUGAGGAUGUCGGGGUUUCUUCUCCAUCAAUGUCAGCAGAGAGAACACACAGUUUGAUCACAUUCCAUUAACCUUUGAAAUGCUCUAUGUUUCUUAGUGUCACCAUGUCAGUGAAAUUAACACUACCAGACAAAUUAUCCAAAGUCUGAUCCAUCAUGUUCCUCUGUGUCAUCAGUGUUGCCCCAUUCAUAUUUGGGGGGGGGCGUCUAUUAGCCCCGUCUAUCAAGUUUUGCGUCUCUGAAUGUUUAGCUCUUAUUAAAUUAUUUAUCUUUUAAAGUGCAUUCAAAAUCGCAGCAAGACGCACUUCCAAGAACCGCACUAUGUCUGACAAAAAACAAAGCGGUCAAAAAUAUAUAGAACUCCAUUGUUGUCCAAAAGCUGUUAGAAACGCAUCAGUGAGCUACUCUGUUGCACUAGGUAACAUGUUCGUUAGUUACCAUGAAUACACACGAUGUAGUUUAUUUUUACUAGAUCACCAAAUGUGUCUUACUGCACAAUAAAUGCACUAUUUCCUCCAGUUUAAGUAAAAACUGACAGCCAGUAAAGAUUUCCAUCUCCAGUAGGAACCAGUGGGCUUGUUGAGAGUUUUGGUCCUUUCAUGGGGUUUAUUGACAAUGAGAGAAAUACAAAAUAUUGCUAGCUUCUCUUUUAAUUUCUUUGCUUUCUUUAAGGCAUGUUUUCCUUCUAUUUGUAGUUUUUGUAUUUGAUUUGAUUUUACAUAUGUGAGAUGUUCUUACUUGUGAAAUAUACAUGAUGUCGUGUGGCACAACAGUUUGGGGACGUUUUUAUUUCCAAGCUGUCCUCUUCGUGUCCAGUCAAAAACCAAAGGCUGAUGACUACCCAAAUGUGUUGAAUAAAAAC